AUGCUUUGGUCAAAGAUUGCUGUGUCCUUUGCAGGGCUUUAUUCACUGUCCCUCGUCUCUGCGCAGACAAGGUACGAGGUCCAGACACCUCCUCUUGAUACAGACUGGACUUACAAGGUUGGCACUAACCCAUGGCCUGAACAUCCGCGACCACUGCUCAAGCGCGAGGCUUGGAAGAGUCUCAACGGGAUCUGGACAUGGAGAGGCGAUGGCGAAUUGUCUAAUCCUCCAGAAGGGCCUCUAGAUCGCGAAGUCCUCGUUCCAGCUUGUAUCGAGAGCGGCUUAUCGGGACUGCAGAUUCUCGAUCAGAGAGAAUUCUGGUACCAGCGAUCAUUUGAGAUACCAGAUGACUGGAAAGACCAGUCCGUUUUGCUUCAUUUUGAAGCUGUGGACUACAACUCGACUGUUUUUGUGAAUGGCAAACAGAAGACGAACCAUAUCGGUGGGUACGACAGGUUCACCAUUGACGUUACCGACAAUGUCAAGUUUGGAGAGUCGAAUGAAUUGCUCGUAUUUGUGAGCGACCCGACGGACAGUCAGGUCAUUCCCAUUGGCAAACAGACUCUACGUCCAAGUCACAUCUUCUACCGCUCCUGUUCUGGUAUCUGGCAGCAAGUCUGGCUAGAGGCUGUUACCAAAGAGAACUACAUCACCGAACUCGAUGUAGCAGCUGGUGCAGAUGGCAAAGUCCACACAUCAGGAAAAUCAAGCAAGCCCGUGAAAGUCACCAUAGAAGGACAAGACGGUACAAACCUCGCCUCUCACGAUGGUACCACAGACGAGGAGUUCAGUUUCACAGCAACGUCGCCCAAGCUGUGGUGGCCCGACUCACCCACUCUCUACAACCUGACCGUAACACUCGAGAGCGGGGAUGAAGUGCACAGCUACACAGGCUUCCGAACGAUAUCCAAAGGCAAAGUAGAAAACGUCACACGACCGUUACUCAAUGGAGAGUUUGUGUUCCAAUUCGGUACUCUCGAUCAAGGAUUUUGGCCGGAUGGUUUGCACACGCCGCCCAAUCGAGAGGCCAUGAUCUCUGACCUGAAGUUGUUGAAGAAGUUUGGCUUCAACAUGGUGAGGAAGCAUAUCAAAUAUGAGCCUCAUCUCUUUUAUCAGGCCUGCGAUGAGCUCGGUCUUUUAGUCAUUCAAGACAUGCCAAGUCUACCAGCAGGCGGCCGCAAACCCAACGAUGCAGAGCAAGCCGAAUUCCAGCGACAGCUCGAGAUUCUAGUCAACCAACACAAGAGCUAUCCCUCAAUUACAACAUGGGUCAUCUACAACGAAGCAUGGGGGCAGCGAGAUGGUUCGCCCGAGGGGGACCUAACACAACUUGUUCGCAAGCUCGACAAGUCGCGACUCAUCAAUUCUGUUAGCGGAUGGGACGACCACGGUUAUGGCGACUUUCAUGACAACCACAACUACGCCGCGCCUCAAUGUGGCACACCUUUCUACUCGCGACCCAAGACGCCAUAUGAUCCUGAGCGUAUCGGCAUCGCUGGUGAAUAUGGCGGUAUCGGCCACAACGUCUCGAUUGAACAUCUUUGGAACGUCAAACAAGCGAUUGACAGUAUCCCCGAAACAUACGAGAUCAACAAAGACCUCGAAUCAUACAACUAUCGAUCCGGUGUCUUGUUUCGAGACAUCCGUGAGCAGACUGAACGCUUCGCUUGUAGCGGCGCUGUGUAUACUCAGACCAGUGACGUUGAGGGAGAGGUCAACGGUCUGAUCACGUAUGAUCGUCGCUUCAUCAGGCCGGAUGUUGAGAAGUGGCAGAGUGAGAUUGCAAGUAUAUACGAAGCUGCUGCUUCGAGAGGUGGAAGGGAGUGGGAUGGUAAUGGAAAGAGAGGUUCUGGAUCUUUGCUAGACCUUAAGUAA
Molecule: messenger RNA, 1875 nt
Organism: Fusarium graminearum PH-1
Lineage: Eukaryota; Fungi; Ascomycota; Sordariomycetes; Hypocreales; Nectriaceae
Exons: 7
Coding region: 1-1875 (624 amino acids)
Biological process (GO): carbohydrate metabolic process
Molecular function (GO): hydrolase activity, hydrolyzing O-glycosyl compounds
Source: RefSeq, a predicted model, not a curated record